Messenger RNA from Stegastes partitus (bicolor damselfish), 3956 nucleotides. RefSeq names its product refilin A (gene rflna). Gene Ontology annotation, molecular function: filamin binding. Lineage: Eukaryota; Metazoa; Chordata; Actinopteri; Pomacentridae. Gene Ontology annotation, cellular component: actin filament bundle. The transcript is spliced from 4 exons. The record is from RefSeq and is a predicted model, not a curated record. Bases 381 to 1043 code for a protein of 220 amino acids. Gene Ontology annotation, biological process: skeletal system morphogenesis; negative regulation of bone mineralization involved in bone maturation; actin filament bundle organization.
AGUGAAACCCAGUGACACACAGAGCAGCAGAGCAGAGCAGCGCUCAUCCAGAUCGGUGCCAGACGCACGGCCACUUUUUGUUUUAGCGCGAGUUUUUCUGAGUUUUGUUGACUUUUUAAUAUUAAUAACAGCUCAGACUUCACAUUGGAGUCGAGUUCAAAGUUUAAUUCAGGUUUGUCUUCAGAUUUGCUCACUAACAUUUGGAAUAUCUCUCCGGAUUAAAGUGGACACUUCACGACGCGCAGAAGUCAUCUUGAAAAAGUUCGCCCAGGAUUGUUUCUUCAGACGCAGGAGCGCGCAGCAGCUCGGAGCGCUUCAAGAGAACAACUUGUCAGUGCGACUUCGUCUGGGCUGGUUUUUUACGUUGAGCCGUCCCAGAAAUGGUGGGGCACCUACAUUUACAAGCGAUGGAUGAUAGCCUGAAAGGAAAGAACCGGGAAGGGCUGCUCGACAGCCCGGAUUCGGGGUUGCCCCCCAGCCCCAGUCCGCCCUUCUGCUCGCUCUCUCCGGGUCUGAUCGAGUCUCGCUCCGGCAGCUGCACGACGCCCGUCGAAAGCCAUCAUGGAUAUUAUAAAAAGGAAAGCAGAGAAGGCAAACUGCUGCCCUACCUGCUGCUGAGCUCCACAGGAACAGACCCGAGGACCCGCAUGUACCCCGUGUUCUAUGGAGAGAGCAUUGAGGUCAACCUCAAACCAGAGCAGGAAAUCAAGUGCAACACUGAGGUCAAGUACGACUCCGACAAGCACUACCGGGACCGGGUGGUCUGUGCCCCCGUUCCCACGGCAACCUCCUUUAGCGAGACAGUGGUGGCAGUGAGGAACUGCACCUGGAGGAGCUACAAGACACAAGUGUACCUGGAGCCCCGGCAGAGGCCCAUCAGCUACCAGAGCACCACCAUCAUCUACCCCAAACACGCCAAGAACACUUAUCGCACCACGCUCAACUACAACGCCACGAGCUCCCGCCGCUGGUUCGUGUCCACGGUGCAGCUGGAGUCCAGCGAGGAUACGAGUCCCUGCAUCAUCUACACAGAGGACCUGUAGAGCCCAGACUGGGUCGGCCUGCACCGGCAGAGAGCCGCCUGCUCAUCAUCUGGUUUUAUUUUUAUUUUGGAAGACAAGGAACUUGGAAAGGCCCGUGUUGAAAGGGAAAUACUUCAAGUAAUACCCGGAGCCCAUAAAAACCCUGCUCUGUUCUUCUUUACAGAGAAAACUCUGGGAACCCUUCAGUGACUUUUCACCUGAGUGUAUUUAGAUUUUCUACUGUUGCAGUCUUUAAAAAGAGCGUUGGCCCUCUGGCAGUUUAAAGCUGCUUAUUUAAUGCAGGAGCUCAGAAAUUUGGUGGCCUUUGCUCUCCUUCGUGUUGGAUUGUAACCUCAUUGGAAGUGACAAUCACGUUGUAGAUGUCUGUGUAUAUAGAGAAAAGUUGAGGUGACACGUGGAUUUUAGCCGAGCCUGCGCAACCCCAGUCACACCAAUGCAAAGCUUUCUAAAUACGGCUUUAUUGCACUUGUUUUCUAUAUAUCACAGUUCUCUCAGAGGACUUGACAUUGCAGGGGGGAAUUUCAGUACUGCAUCUGAAAAAAUGGACCAAAGAUAGUUUGAACAUCUCCUUCCAGUGACUCCACACUGUGAGACUGAGCACUUGCUUUUGUUUUACAGUUUUAAUUAACUCACAAACAGCAGCGUGGCUAGUUUAAUCAAGAGAGGUAGGACUGAAGUAUAAUCAGAGGAAGGAUCGCAACAUUAGAAUUAAGGAUUGUCUUGAGAGUAUCUGAAGAGGGGAGAUGUUUAAAGUAGAGCCGGACUGAUGCAGAGUAUUAGGGAGUAAAAAAAUCCAAAAUCAAUAUAUGGUAUAUGUUACAAAAGGGAGAGUGAUGGGGUCAUUGCAUAUUGAAUUUCCAGCAAUGUAUUUCCAAUCUAGUAAGGCAUUUACCAUGAAGACACCUGCUUGACUCCGUGCUGCCUCAUCUGUGAUACAUACUCUGCUACAUGUGCUGCAAACAGUGAACGCAAUGGAGUCAGAGCCAUUCUGCAGGACAAACUGUGUAAGGUUAAUAAAAUAAAAUCAAUGACAUAUUAGCACAUAUUGGACAAUAUAUACUUCAGUAUUUGUGAAAGGCCAAUAAUGUUGGCUGAACAAUAUAUUAGUCGGGCUCUAAUUUAAAGUCUCUCUGUACAUUAUAUUCAACUAGGUUGGAUCACAGCAGUUGUUACCGUAAUGUGAAUAGUUUAGUUAAUCUCCAAGUUAAGGUUGUGUUAGUAAUCUGGUGCCUAGUUUAGUCUCUAAGAGGUUCUACUGGGCUGCAGAACAAAAAUCAAAGUUCAAGUUCAAGGAAAAAAAAAGAUUUAUUGUUAUUUAUUAAGACUUUCACAUUUUUUACCCACUUUGUUGCCAAUUGAUGGAGUUUCUCGCGCAAGAAAGUGCCAAACAAAACAGACAAUCAGAGGGAAGAAUCCGCAAAUUUGUCACAACUUUUGGUACAGAACAAACUGUGCAGAUGCGGCAGCACUCAGCCGUCUUCUUCUCUGUCAGAGUCAAAAACAAGCACAAGAACCAUUUCCAAACUUCAUCCGGUGGUUCAGUGCCACAAGCGGUCGAUGUAAAUCUGCUCCAACUGCUCUGGGUUGGCACCAGCUGUUCAUAAAUCUGUCAAGAGUUUGUGCAUGAAGUGACUCGUCCUUAAUGUUGAACUUGUGAUUUCCCAAAUCGUGUUGCAGCGUCACAAUGGAAGGAAUGUCGAACUAGUAAAGACUUCUGUAGUGUAGGCCAUUACAAAACAGAUGUAAACAUGAAGUCGCAGAAGUGUCGUAACUUGUAGCAUCACAUCCGAAAAGUUACAGUUUUACAGGGACAAGCUGUUUAUCAGGCCUUAACCUAAUUUGACCAACAUGUCUGAUGUUAUUCUCAUGACUGUUGUAAUUCGAAGCAUGUUGGUAAAAUUAGUGACCUUCAGUUAGAAAACGGCAUCAGUCAAAAACAGAUCAGUGAUUCAGCUGGUGAUGCAGCACAUUUAUAAGACCAAACUCUACAUAAGAGCAAGUUGUGCUUCUGUGAUGUCUUUAUCUCCACUUCACUUCAGCAACAGGAGCUUAUGAGCAGCUGGUGCAACUGGGUGCUUCUAGCUGUUUUCAGCAGCAGCUUCUGAUCCGAGAUCGAUCAAAAGCAUCAAACUUCUCCGUAAACGUGUAAAAAGUGAAGCAGUAAAUCCACAUGAGAUUUCCCUGUCAAAGAUGUAAGAUUUUAUUUCUUAGCGUUUCCACAACUUCUUUAUGUGUCUGUCUUAUACAUUAUAUAUAUAUAUUUAGGUUAUUGAACAUGGCAAAUAUUGAAACUUCAGACUUUACCUCAAAUUUUCGUAAUAUCAGUUUUAUUUCAUUUCAAACGUGUAUUCCUGAAUUUUCAGCCGAGGUCUUGAGCUCUUGUUGUAUUUUAUGGUUUGAAAUACCCUCCAGGAAAGUGUGGAGUAGAAAAGAGGGCAUGAAGCCGUGGCAGCACAUCAAUACUGUAAGGUGGGUGCUGGGAUUUGAUGAGGGAGGAAGAGAAAGUAGAAAUAUGAGGAGCAAGACGAGAUGAUCUGCUCUUUCAAAAAUAUACAGAUGAGAUGAGGAAAUUGUUGUGGAGUUGGCUUUUUAUACUGAACAGUAGUCUGUGGGGAGAGAUUGGGUACGUGUUGAUGGUCUGUGGAAUGUCAGAGAGCGACGAGAGAAAGUUGGCGGGUGUCGAGUUUAAUACUUUGGUGGUUUUAUGUGAGAUAUUUUUGUGUUUUCUAACACUUGAUUUUUUUUGUUACUGUAAAAUAUUUUUCCUGUUGUAUAUGUGGCAUCGAGGCACUUCAUAAUUCUCUUUAUAUUUUUGUACGUCGAUCAUCGUUCCUGUUCUGAUCAAAGAAAAUAAUUUAAAAAGAUGUAUAUCCUAAUUGAAUAAUAAAAAAAAAGCAAUUCCCAAACCCUAAA